This is a messenger RNA of Mytilus californianus (California mussel), 11174 nucleotides long. Its product is annotated as zinc finger protein 665-like. The record is from RefSeq and is a predicted model, not a curated record. Bases 125 to 1765 code for a protein of 546 amino acids. The transcript is spliced from 2 exons. Lineage: Eukaryota; Metazoa; Mollusca; Bivalvia; Mytilida; Mytilidae.
CCAACAUCGAACAUCCUUUGUUCAGAACAAAAAACUUUCGCUCCAAAAAUUGAAAUGUGUAAUAUGUCAAAUGAUGUUGUGAAGUAGCCAUUCAAUCCUGGACAGCAUUGUCCAGUCAGAGAGAAUGGACAGUGUAACAAAAGGAGUAAGACCCAGUAAGCUUGAUGCCUGCAUAGAAAACAUCACAAGAACUUUGACACAAAAAAGUCAAGAAGAUGAUCCUCAUCAGCCAUCAAACCAAUCAAAUUUUUAUAAAACAGAACCAUACCAGGCCACAAGUGAAAGUGAUACUUCCUUGAAGAUGAAAAUUCGGAAAGUUGGACCAUUCCAAACUCCUGAUGAAUUGAAGCCUUAUGAAUGCCCCAUUUGUCACAAGAAAAUAAGCAAUCAAGCUAACCUUCGAACACAUAUCAGAACACAUACGGGUGACAAGCCACAUCGCUGUGGCAUCUGUGGCAAAAGUUUCAGCAGAAAUGGCACGCUUCAGACCCAUCUAACAAUUCAUUCAGGCGUGAAAUUAUACAAAUGUGAAAUAUGCGGCAGAGCUAUUAGAGACAGAGGAAAUCUUUCGAAACACAUGAAAAUACAUCUUACAAAUAUCGCUACAAAAAAGGAAAUUGAGGAAACAACUGAUUUUAGAAUGAGAGUUCCUAAAAAAGAAAAUGGUUCAGUUCAUAAUUCACAAAGGGAUGUUCAUAUGAGGGAUCUUGAAAGCAAUACUUCACAAAUGGACAUUCUUAAGAAAGAGAUAUAUGCACUGAAUAACUCACAAAUAGAAAACUUGAAAAAGGAAAUAGGAUCAGCAAUAAGAGAUUUACCGAUGGAACCUCCCAGACCUAAACACCAAGCUAUUGAUUACUCACAAUCUGGUAGAGGAGGCAGUUUGUCACCUGACAGAGGAGGCGAGACAAAGACAAAUGAAGCAUUGAAAUUAAACAUGUUUUCAAAACUUGAAAUGAAGAGAAAAGAAAGUUCAACAACUCAGAAAUUGAAUCAUACUCAGGACAAUAAAGUCACCUACAACUGUGGACUCUGUUCAGUGGCAUUCCCUAAUACUGAUUCAUAUUUUUCACACAUGAUGGCACACGCAAGGGAUCAAAGCUACAACCAAAGGGGACCAGAAUUCUUAGAUGAUCAAUUGCUACCGUGGAGGAAAAUGAAGAAACAGUUGAAACAGGACACUGACCAAAAUGUAUUUAGUUCUGCGGAGCAGGAGAUGUUGGCUGCUUAUGAUAGAGAAUUAAGAGCUUAUAAAGAGCAACAAAGGAGAGCUGAUGAAAAGUUGAACCGGUUUCACAUGGAGAAACAAUCGACCUCCGCGACAGAAGAUGAUGUCAUGGAUGACGAUGAAAGUAGUAUGACCUCUGUCGUCGAAGAACAAAAGGUCAAGGAGAAAGACAAUUACAAAUGUGGCAUUUGUGGUGGUGAGUACAAGACCAAAGAUAGCUUUGAAGACCAUAUCACCAUUCACAAAGUUGAUAAACCGUAUCAAUGUACUUUAUGCCUGGAACAAUUCAAGGAGCUCCGGGACUUACAAAAACACACAAGAAGCCACCGAGGUUUGAAACCCUACUACUGUGAAAAGUGUGGGAAGGAGUUUAAUCAGGCCAUUUUCCUUGUAGAACACCUGCAGCGACAUUCAGCAGACGAUCCGCAACCAAGUGGCAGCAAUAUGAACGGCAAUUUGAGCGACAGUUCAUCCAAAAUACCUCAUCAACAACAACCUCAAGGGGAAAAUCAAGAAAUGUUCAUUGUAAUAGAGUGACAACUGACAAGCAGAUUUGGAAAUUUUUUUUUGUUGUAUACAUGUAUUUCCAACAAAAAAAAAAACAGUUUGAUUGCUAAAUUUUCCCUAUUUUGUCAUUGAUAUACUGUGUAUAUUUUUCUUAUAGGUUAGUGCUAAUUACAUUUUUCUUCUUAUUGUUGCAGUUAGUGUAUUUUGUUUUGUUUGUUAUUUUUAUUACUUUUUUGUGAUGUUUAGGUUGUAUUUGUGGACCAAAAUAUACAAGCACACACUUUGUUCUUGCAUAUAUCUGUUCAAACGAAAAGUAAUGAGUGAAAAAAAUUUAACAACAGAUCUUUUUUUUCCUGUUUUCAGUGAAAUUGAAUUCAACAAAGACCUACCUUCUUUAACUUGUUUACACUUAAUCAGUCAGGGGACUUAUUGAAAUAAGUGAUUUUUAAAUCACUUAUUUGAGUAGCAAAUUCAAAGUUUUUUCACAAAUUGUGAUUUUGUAGUUUUACCAAAAUUUUAAACACAUAGGUUUAGAUAAUAUCUUUUCAUUAGUAAACUUGAAAAAAAUGAAAUUUUUGCAUCUUGAAAGUAGCAAGGUUUAUCCCUUUGAUGCUAUCAUUUAGCUGCAAAUUCUAUUUUAGUUGAAAAAAUGCUAUAAUAAUGGCUGUACAUAAUGAACUGAUACUUUCUUCACAGAUUUUUCCCAACAGUGGGAGUAUUUUUCCUGUAAAGUUCAAGGUUUCAUCUUUCAGAUUAUGUAAUAAAAUUCUACUGUUCGCGAUCAAAAUUUCACUGUUUGGGGGUGUUGAAAUUAGUGGGGGUUAUUAAAAUAAUGAUACUUAAAGAAGUGAUUUUUGGGAAGGAAAUUGAGGUAUGAUACUUAAACAAGUGAUUUUUAUGUCAUUAUCCUAGAUUCAGUACAAGGUCAUCACCUGAAAUGACCUGGUCAUCCUAUCAACACAGAUGUUGGUUCUGAUAAUUUUAGCAACAUAAUUAGUCCCUGGAUCAUUAGUAUUUUAUAUUUAAAGCUACAAUAAAAUUAAAUGACUUCUUCUAAAGAUUAAUUUGUACUACUUAAAUAGGUGAUUAUUAAAGAAAGACAACUCUUACUUCCAUCCUUUAUGGACAUAAUGUUACUUGAAUCAGUGAUUUAGAAAAUCACUCAUUUGAGUAAGUCCCCUGACUGUUAAUUGUAAUUUGCAUAUAUAUUAUAGGAUUAAAUUCUUGUUGUAUUCAACGCAGCUUUUUGACAAAGCAUUUUUAGACAGGACAUACAUGUUAAUGAUUUAUUUAUAUAUUGUUUUGCCAGUUAAAGUAAACCAAGUAUGUCAUCUUAAUUGAUAUUAUUAUUAUUAUUAAAUUUUUCUGAAAUUACGAAAAAAAUGUUGCAGUAUUAUAAACUAAAAUUCUAGAUCAAUCAAUUAUUAAAGACUUUAAAUCUAAAUAAUUCUGUUUUUUUUUCUCUCACUGUGUUAACAUGUUUCGGUCCUAGUUUGUGAAAAUACAUAUUUUACAUAUUUAUUGUUGUACGUGCAGUUUUGUGAUUACCAUUUUAACAUGUAACUUAACUUGUGCCAUAUAAUCACACUUUAUUUUUACAAUUUAUGUAAUAUUUUAUUGAAUAUGAAUCUCAGGAAAGAAAUCUCAUUCACAAAUCACAGGGCAUCAUUUCAAUUUUUCCAAUUUUAAUUGUAUUUUUCAAACAUUUGUAAAAAGGGUAUACUUUUCUUAAUUUGUUUAUUUAUUUAUAAAAUGGGUAUACUUCUUAAGUGCUGCUAAUAAAAACUAUCCCAGUAUUGUAAUUGUCCACCUCAAAAUCAUUUUAUACAUUAUAAGCAUUUUCUAGAAUCCUUAUUGACUCCAAAAUUAAGUUUUGAUUCCAGUUACCUCCCCUUUUCAGGUAAGGUAGCACUGGUACUAGUUACAUGCAAGGCAGGGUAACAGUGAGAAGUACAUUGUAGAGUAAAACUGAAAUGAUGUAUCCCAAUUUUAUAUUAUUGUUUUCUUUAACCUGACCAAACAAACACAUAAUGGUUUAUAUAUACCUCCCUGGUUCUUCAGAGAAUAAUGCAUUAAUGUGGAACUACCAAUUAAUUACCUGUUUUAAUGUUGAUAAUUCGGAAGAAAGAAAAAAUUAGCAACAAAUCCAAGAUUUUCAAAGGAAGGUUGCAGCAGAGGCCAAGUCAAAUAGGGGACCAUCAGUAAAAACCUAAAAAAUGUAGAUAUAAAAAACAAUGCAAAAACAGAAAUUGUUAGUCAUAAUUGUGGGCCUCCUUGGCAGUUUCUGGACAUUUGUCUUUUUAUCAACUACUGUAGUGCUAUAGUUUAAACUGCCUCUUUUUUUUGAAUAAUUUAUGAAAUUGAACAAGUAUUUAUUUAUUGCUUGCUUUUUCUUGAUUGUAUUUUAAACAAUGAUGCAGGGGUGUAAAAAUCAGUAUUUGUUCAGAGUUUUUCAAGUACAAAUGUACAAGGGAAAUAAAUUUUCAGUGCUAUAUAAGGCUAGUCAACUAUAUUUACCAUGUUUACAUGUGGUGAAUUUUGUAAUAGUAUAACGAAAUACUGUAAUCUCUGAACAUUUAAACCAGGUACAUGUAUGUGUAUGUAAAUAUAUAUAAAAAGUAGGAUAUUAAAUUACACACAGUACAAACUUUGUAUGUAAAUAUUACAUGUUAAGGAUGCUCUCUGCUGAAAGAUUUAAAUAAAAAACAACUCCCAAAUCAAUACCUCAUCAUUAUUUGUCCACCAUUACAGAAGAUCAUAUAAGUUCGGCAAUAUUGUCAUUUGAAAAAAAGAAAAUAUCUGAUGCCACAAAGCAAAAAGUAUGGUAUGAAGUCAAUGUCAGGUUUGGGAAAAUCUUGUGUCAAGUUUCACAGAAUGUCAAAGAGUAAUAAGAUUUAAGAGAGUACAUGUGUUCAUGAAAAUUAUGGAAACAAUUAAGAUAAGGUUUGACAAGUUUGAGGUAGAAGCAUUUAAAAAAAAAAAACAGCUGGAAUGUGUUUCUAUACAAAAAAGAUGUUUUGUCAUUUCAGAAAAUAUAGCAGAAAAAAAAAUGAGGUAACAAUAAUUUAAAAAUAAUUUGUCAGAAUUGGAAUUUAUUUGAUUAUUUUUUUAAAUUUUGAGAAAGGUAGCACUAACAAAAUGGUGCUGGUGUAUUUUGUAGGAAAAAUGCAGAGGAGUUCAAAAUAUUUCAGAAAAGUUAGGAAUGUAAAUGUACGUGAUGAGCAUCCUUAAUGAUUACAUUUUUUGCAUACAUUUUAUAUGAUUAAAACUAUAUUGAUUUUUGAAAUUCACGAUAAUGAUAUUUCAAUAACUAUAAUUGAUGGUAAAAUAUUUUGUGUAUAUAAUUAAUUGUAUAUAGAUAUUCAUUAUUAAUACUCUUCCAUAUAACAAUUGUUGUUUGACUUUUGUGCUUUUGCUAGAUAUAGGGAUUUGCUGUUGCCAUGUUUUAUGCCGUGCCAUUGUAAAUGUUGUUUUGAAUUGUUGUUACAUAUACAUUGUACUAUACACUUUUUAUGCCAUUUAGAUCUGAUUUUGUGUUCUCAUAUCAAUUAUGUACUUAAAAAACAAUUUAUAUUGAUUGUGAAUAUUUUGAAUAAGACUUUUUCUUUAAUUGUUACGAUGAUUUCUACACUAAGACAGGAACUUCAAUUGUUCAUAGGAAUCUUACCUUACCGUCACUUCUUUGGUUAUGUGCACUAUAGCUUAUGAAUUUUUUGUCUUUUCCGCUUGUCCUUAAUAUGAGUAGGCAUCAAAUUAUCCAUACCUCUAGAUGGUAUCCUGUUUCUCUGUUGACAUUACUUUUCUUUCAUCUUAAAACUUGCAAAUUUUUUUUUUUUUUUUGUAAAUGAGUAAACUUUUGAAUUAAGGAUGUACUUAGGUUAGGUUUAGGAAUUUCUGUCAGAUGUUCGGACUUUUCCGACAAUACAGGGUAAAAUAUUAUGCCCAAUAACACCCAUUUUUCUUUUCAUAUAAGACUUUAAUAGCUCAUAAAAGGUCAUUUACCAAAAUUUAAGCAGAUUCUAGAUUUCUUUUCUUCCGAUUUGAGACCCAACUAAUACCAAUGCAAAUAUAAGGUAAAAGUCUGAGUCAGCCUUUUCUCGCCAUUUUUUAAAAAUUAAAUAUCUCGAGGAGGAGCUCCAUAACCUAUCAAUAUUUUUAGCUAAUUUUGUUCCUUAACUAAUGCUCUUCUGACUUAUAGUAUCAAUUUUAAAUUCUAGAUUUUUUUAAUUUCACCGAAGUACAUCCUUAAAUACAUUGAAAAAUUGAAGAGCAGAAGUUUAUGGCCUACAGUUGGAACGGAUAAAAUCAAUCUUGACUUCUUUAUUCUUUACUUUUGUUUUGAUUUAUUCAGUACAUUUUGUACUAGUUGCAUUGCUUUACUAGAGAUUUACAUAUGUCUCUUAUUUUCUGUUAAAACAUUUUUAUAUUGAUGAAUUGAAUGUAUUUUUAAUACUUUAGAUUGUUGUUCAGCUGUGCUUCCACAAAAUCAUGUGACAGUUUGUGCCAUUUUUUGUAGCAAUAUGCAUGUUUUAAGUCUAAUUAAUUCUGCUGAAAAUUUUAGCCAAAUAUUGUACUUGUUUGAGGUGUUCAUUAGUGAACUUUUCUGGAAGCCCAUAAUAAUAUAGCAUGUAGCAUGGCUUCGAGUGUAGAUUUCAAAUUGGGGUAUGUUUUCUGUUAAAAUGCAUUUUUGCUUGAAUAUAGCAGAAUAGAAUAAGAAUAGAGGCCAUAAGGCAUAUCACAGUAUGCUCCACUUAUACUAUAUAGCUAUCAAAUUUUUAUGUCAAGUGAACUGCAAAAUCUCGAUCAAACUCCUAUUACUUUUGCAUAUAUUUUGAAAAAUUCACAUCUUGAUAAGCAUAACUACUAAGUUUCAAGUUAACAUGACCACAACUUCAUUAUAAAGUACCUUUAUAAUAAGCUUAAACCUGAUACAGGAUGGACAAAUAUUUUCAAUUUAUUUAAUUAUAUCAAUACUUUUUUUUACUGAUUUAAAUAUUACCUUCUAACAAAUUUACAUUAUGUAUUCUGACAGGUCAAGUACAUUUUUAUUUUUGAUAAACAGCAUUUUGUGUUUCUAGUCUGUUAUAUUUUGGAAAUUGUAACAAAAUGUAUUUUUUUGAAAUUAUCAUAUGAAUUUUUGAUUUUAGAUAUUUUCAUACCAAUAAUCUAUAUUUUGGUUUUAAUAUGAUAUUGAGAAUUUGAAAGUAUUUCAGAAAAGCUUUCGAAAUAUGUUUUUAGAGUACAAUAUUUUCUAAAAAUGAUUUGUACAUGUAAUGAGUGAGUAUUUUAUUUGAUUUGAAUAAUACACAAAAUGGAUAACUGGAAUUAUUAAAAAUAUAAGACAGUUUUCAUUCAACACCAAUCACAAACGUUUGGCUCUUCUUAGAGCAAAGAAGAAAAAAACUCUUUGCAAAGCAAGGAAUUUAAAAACGUGUUUUUACCACACUUUUUAAUACACUUGUACAUGUAUUUCAUUUUAGUAUACAUAAAGUCAUAUACAUGGUUCGUUUAUAAAUAUUAACAGGUCAUAUCAUACACGUGUACAUAAAUGUAGAACAUUAUAUCCAUUACUUUUUUUUUCUAUGUAUUUGACUGUUUGAUUUAUCAAAAGAUGGAUUAAAAUGAAAACCAUUUAGCAAUAUUGCUAGCAUCAGGUAUUUUCUGUUUAAAAACCUAACCUCAUAAUUUUUAUUUAUUUUCUGUAUACCUGUUAUAAUGGACCAAUUUAUAAAGGUUGACUGACCAGUGUUGUAGAUUAUUAGAAGGACUAUGUUUGAGAGUACAUAUUACUUUAAGAAAUUGUUUAUUGCAGGAAAUAAGAUUAAAGCAUUAAUUGAGUGGUCACAGUUAGAGGAAUAAACACUGAAUAAGUCGGGGUACAUAAAGAUUGAAAAGAAAGUAUUAAAUUAUCUCCCUUUGUUAUUUGAAAAAGGGAGAUAACUUAGUAAUUAAUGUCAUGUGCUUUCAGAUGGUCUUUUUAUAUAUUGUAGAUCUGACAGUAUCAAAAAGCAUAAUUUUUUUGAUUAUGUAAAUAGGUAUAUAUAUAUAUAUGUGUUCUUUUUAGCAGGUAUAAUAAAACAUAAUUGGUAGCUAAGUCCAACUCAGCAUUGUUUGUUUCUUUUGAAUGUUUUUUUCUGUAUUAUAGUUCAUUUUAACCUUGAGGUGAUCUGUUUGUCCAGAAUAAUACUAGUGUGUCAUUUAUGGAUGAUUUUAGUAUAGUUAUGAGAUUAUAUUUUGUAAACACUCUUUCACGUAGGGUAAAUACAUGGGUACUCUGGGAGUUAAAGAUUGUUAAUCGUGCUUAUUCAACACUUCAGGGACAUUUUUAAAAUUCAUUUUGAAACACGUAAGGGUAUUCUGUUCCAAGCAUUGUUUUUAACAUAAUAUUCUUUCUUAUUAAAUUGUACAAAUUGGAUUUAAGAUAAAUGAGAAAAGAUACUAUUAAAUAUGCUGUUCAAUUUAACAAGGUGGACACAAUUUAUACAUGAAAUUUGUUUGAAAAAAAAAGUUAGCGUAUUUGAAUAGUUGUUUUGUAAACAAAAAUAUAAUUCAUGGUGAAGAGAACCAAGUUUUCUGGGCUUUAACAUUAUCAGCAAUUUAAAAAUUCUCAAAUCACAUGAUUCAUUUGAUGCAGCAUACAUGAUCACAAAACAAGUGAUCUGAAGUGUUUAAAAAGAAUUCUAUUUCUGAAUAUCAAGUAAUUUUAACUUUUGAAGAUGUGUGAUUAUAUUUAUACCUUCUGUACACAUUGAAAAUGAAUUUGGUGAUCAAAUUUAGAAUCCAGAUAUUAUCAUUAUUCUUAAAUUUCUAUUAUCAUCUAACUUUUUAUUCAACUUCUAUUAUAAUUAGUAUUGGCAUUAGAAAUAAAAAUGUCAUUCAUUUUUUUUUUAAUUAAAAAUGAUGUUGUGUAAAUGUCAUACCAUAUAUACUCAAGUGUCAUAUUCUGAUAAACAAACUUUUGACUGUUUAGUGAUAUUUUAAUUUUACAGGAAAAAAUAUUUUAUUUAUAAUUUACCAGUUUAAAGGUGCUAACUGUGUACUUAUUUUGUUUAUGUAAUGUUGACUUUAUUGAUAUUAUGCCCUUCAUUUAAGGUCAAGGACAAUAGGUCAUGUUUCUUGUUAUGAAUCUCAAAAUGGGUCAGUCGAAUCAUUUUAUAAUUUUUCAACACAUGGAAUAAAGUUAUGAUUUUAAUUUCAUCCUUCAGAAUGAAUUUCCAUUGUCAUUGAAUGUCAUGGUAACUUUUUUAAUCUUGUAAAUUACAGGAAAUGGCUUUAAAUCGGACAUAGAAUGGAUUUACCUUAUGAAAAUUGUUGUCUUUUUGCUAUUAUUGGUAAUAUGAAAAUUAGAUUUUGGGAUUAAACAAGACAUUUGAAGAAACAUGAUAUAUUUUUCUUUUAUCUUAUAUUGAAAUCUCAGUGAUGCCAUAUCAGUUUUAUGCUUCAUAUCAUCUUGUUUUUGGUCAGUUAGUGAAUUUUGUUCAAUUUUUUUACAGUAAAAUAAUUUUUUGUCACUUGUUAAUUAAUUUUAUCAUAUCAAAUGUACAGCAGAAAUUUCCAUAAUGAUUCCCUAGUGCAGAAUGGUCUUUGCCUGUAUUAUUAGACAGAUGAAUUGUAGUCUGUAAAUCACCGAAGCAUUAAUUAUACAGGGUUUAUAUUUCGAAAAUCCAAACAGCAUUUUUUUUCCUGUAUGGAGAUUUUGUUCAUUGGAGUUGUCUCUCUUUGCACACAAUGCUAUAUUAUACUUUAUAUAAGGAAAAAAUGAAAAUGGAACUGAAGAUUAUUGAAAAAUUUCUGACUUUCUAAAUUGUGAUAUGCAUUUAAUGCGUGAAUUAGUUAUAUUUUAUUAUACACUAUAUAUGAUGUUCUUUUCUUUUUCUUUUUCUUUUUCUGUAUUGCGUUGAAUUUUGAAUGUCAUCAAAAUUUAUUAUUUAUUAGUUUAUUGCAAAAUUACUUCAUAACAAAGUCACAAAUAAUUGUUUUUUGUUAACAAAUAGAUCAUGACAAGAUGACAUUCUCUAAUCUCAAAAUAUCAAAACUAGCGAUUAAUUACUAAAGCUAUUUGUUUUAUAAAUAGAGGGAAAUGUUUAAAUGAUGAGAAUUAAAGUGGUAGAUUUAUAUUUCCUGAUUUCAAGCACUAAACCUGUUUGUUUCGUUUAGUUUUAGCAUUUUCUUGUCUUAAAUUUUUAUCUUCCUUGAAGAUCUAGUUUACAUGAGGGAUAUUUCACGAUGUUAGGUAAAUCUUGUAUCAGACAAAAAUUUCCUACUUAUAUUAUAUUAAUUGCAAAAGGUUACUCCUAAAUGAAAGAUUAUUUCCUUGUGGUAUUUUAGCUCUACAAGAAAGUAAGACAGUUUAUAAUUUGUCAUCUGUUUAGAUAUUAUAAAAUAGUUUGAUAGCAUUUAAGUAAAAAUAUGUAAAUACUCUGGUAUGUGGACAAUUGUCUUUGUUUAUUUCACUUUUAUAUUUGUAAUUGAGAGGUUGGGCCAAAUGUUGUAAUAUCAUAAAAAUAACAAAAUAAUGUAACAUUUUAAAAUUGAGUGAUGGCACUAUUUUUUCCAGGGACUUAAUUAAGUCAACAGAAUAUCACUUAUAAGUAUUAAAGAAUGUGAUAUAGAUUUGAUAGUUUUACAUUGGAUUCAUGUGAUAAAUUGAUAUAAGAUUUUACAAAGUCUGCAGAUUUCAGGAAAAAGUUUUUAACUUACAAGUCACAAAAUUAAUCUUUCAUAAAAUGUCUUUGAAUUUAUAUGGGUUGUGAAUCCUCUUUUCUGGAGAAUGUUACUGACCUGGGUUCAAUGGCUUGUAGUCAUAGGUUAAGCCCGAAUUUUAUAUUACAUUUAAUUUUGAUCCAUCAGUGACCUUAAACGUAUUGGCUACUAUAAAUGUGGGUAUUUUUUUAGGUUGUUAAUUUUCCCAAUAUCAAUGGAUAAAAAAAAUGUGCAUUGACUGAUAACUAAGCCCCUCACAUUAACAUUGUUAAGGUGUACAAUCUAUUGAUGUAGGGGAUAUUUGUAUGUAUGUUACAGUAUCCCAAAAUGAGCCAAUAACUCCUGUAAAUUUUUGAUGUUAACAGUAUUCAUGUUGAUAAAAAUGUGGACCUUUUGUUUUACAUCUUUGGUUGUCAUUAUUUAAGGUUCUGAGCAUUUCUUAUGAACUUUUCAAACAUCAGCAUUGUACACCAAAUUAUAAUUUAUUUAUUUUAGUCAUAAAUCACAUGAAUUUUUAAGAGAGAAGUUUAUGUGUCAGGUAGAUUUUUCUGUAUUUUAUUACAAUGCACCAACCUACUAUUACACUUAUAUUAUGUGUUAUGUGUCUAUGUUAUUUGUGCUGUUAUUUGCUUGUUGAAAACUUUGCUGCCAUAUUCAGUAGUUUAUACAUGUUUAGGUCUGUAUUUUGUGCUGAUAGUUAUAGACAUGUUGUUGUUCAAUAAAUAUUAGAAAUCAA